Molecule: messenger RNA, 405 nt
Organism: Closterium sp. NIES-67
Lineage: Eukaryota; Viridiplantae; Streptophyta; Zygnematophyceae; Desmidiales; Closteriaceae
Source: the annotation of a GenBank genome assembly
GAAGUCCCAGCACGCAAGGCCGCAGCUGCACGAGCGCAUCACGGAGACAUGUGGCGACGCGCCAUUGGAUCUCCUCGACCUCUCAGGCACGCGCCGAGCACUCUCCGCCCCCCUGCUCAAGACCGCCCGAGGAAGCACUACUUCUGCUGCGGCUGGCGGGCGGGUGGCCAUCUGAAGAAGGAAGGGAAGCUGGAGCCGCACGCAUACUGGCCGUUGGAUGCAAAGAUGCUCAAUCGGAGGGCUGGGAAGGGCGGAGAAGGCGGAAAGGGCGGGAAGGACGGGAAGAAGGGACCGCCUGACGCGGGCCCGUGCCCGUUGCCCAAGCCGGAGGAUGCUCAGGCUCACGGGAAUCUGACGGGUGAGCCUGCUUCUAUCUGACGGUUUUAAUCUCUCGGCGUUCCUCCG